AAUAAACACUUCCAGAAACCACCCUGACUAAAAAAUCACUUGGCAACUAAAAGGAACGACCUGGGUUUGCAGUUUCACCCGUGCCCCAACGGUGGAAAAAUCUCAAAGGAGAAUAAAUGGCGGAGGCCUGAGGGGAUCCCGUAGUGGACAGAGCAAGUCAGGCCUCGGAGACUAUAUCUCAGUUUUUUCGUCCAACUCAGUCCUCCCCUCAGAGCCAGGAUGAAUGAGGACUCAGCGGAGGAACUGCUCUUCAGAGACCAGGACUUCUCCUCUGACUUGUUGAGACAGCUCAACGUGCUCCGGCAAGAGCAAAUCCUGACCGAUGUGACCCUAUGCUCUGGGGACCGCGAGGUUCCCUGCCAUCGAAACGUGCUGGCCUCCAGCAGCCCUUACUUCAGGGCAAUGUUUUGCGACGACUUCAGGGAGAGCGUCCAGCCCAGAGUAGACCUGAAAGGCGUCAGCGCCGACGUCCUGGGACAAAUCAUCCAGUACGUAUACACGGGGCAAGUCCUCAUCACCGGCGAGAACGUUCUGUGCUUGAUGGAGGCCGCCUCCAUGAUGCAGUACCUCCGGCUGUUCGAGGCCUGCUCCUCUUUUCUCCAGAACCGCCUGGCUCCCAGCAACUGCCUGAGCAUGAUCCGGCUCGCCGAGCUCUUCAGCUGCGAGAGCCUCAGGAGGAAGGCCCGCUCUCUGGCUCUGAAAUGCUUCCCGCAAGUGGCUACCUCCGAAGACCUGAAGGAGCUCUGUGCCUUGGAACUGAGCAACUACCUGGGAGACGACGAGCUCUGGGGAGAGGAAGAGGAAGUGUUUGAGACGCUAAUGGCCUGGAUUAGGCACGACCUCCGGGCCCGGGAGGGAUACAUCCAAGACCUGUUUCAGAAAGUCAGGCUUCAGUACGUCCAUCCGGCCUUCUUCUUCCAUUUCAUCAUCAACGACUCCCUCCUCCAGGCGUCCCCGGCUUGCCGAAGGAUCCUGGAGGCGGCGAAGAGGCAGACGUUCUCUCCUCACAGCGCCGGGGCCGCGGGUCCCGAGCCGCUGGGCCACGUCCCUCGGAGGUAUCCCAGCCGAGAAUUCCUCAUCCUCCUCGGGGGCAGGAAGGACAGCCAGCAGACCACCAGGGAUGUCCUGCUGUUCGAAGAGAAGACCGGCCAUUGGCUGAGCCUCGCCAAGCUGCCCUCGCGUCUCUACAAAGCCGCCGCGGUCACCCUGCACAGCAACAUCUACGUCCUGGGGGGCAUGGCCGCGAGUGGCGGGAGAAGCCACAUCAGCGAUCAAGUCUACAUUUUCUCUCUGAAGCUCAACCAGUGGAGAGCGGGAAAAGCCAUGCUGGUGCCGCGUUAUUCCCACAGGAGCACGGCCUACAGGAACUUCAUCUUCUCCAUCGGGGGGAUGGGGGCCAAGCAGGAGAUUCUGACUUCCAUGGAGCGAUAUGACAGCAUCUCCAACGUCUGGGAAUCCAUGGCCGGCAUGCCCGUGGCCGUUCUCCACCCUGCCGUGGCCGUGAAAGACCAAAGACUCUACCUUUUUGGAGGAGAAGACGUUAUGCAAGAUCCCGUGCGGCUCAUACAGGUUUACCAUGUUUCCAGAAACACAUGGUUCAGAAUGGAAACGAGGAUGAUCAAAAACGUGUGCGCCCCUGCAGUGCUGCUUAGAGACCGAAUUAUCAUUGUGGGAGGCUACACGAGGAGGGUCCUUGCCUACGACCCUCAGACCAAUAAGUUUUCCAAGUGUGCCGACAUGAAGGACCGGCGAAUGCAUCACGGGGCGGCCGUCGUCGGGGACAAGCUCUACGUGACCGGGGGACGCCGGCUCACCCCGGACAGCCGCAUCGAGGACUCCGACUCCUUCGACUGCUACGACCCUGAGACCGACACGUGGACGUCCGAAGGGAAGCUCCCUCACAGACUCUUUGAUCACGGCUGCCUUGCUCUCCAGGGCAUCCCUCACGCUGCCAGUCCCCUAUGAGCUGGGCGACCCGACCACCAUCUGGGGUGCGUGCAAGAGGGCAAAGGGGAGAGCGGGGCAUCCCGGCCUCCACCUGCUCAUGGCUGCAGCAGGGAGAUGAUGCUCCCAAGCUCUGCAGAAAGAGAAAUCCCCUGAACCCCAUCUAUGUAAUGUAUUUAAAUAAUGACCAUGAUAUUUAAGUGCUUAGUAUAUACCGAGGUUUACAGUCAAAAGAAGAGGGAUUGCAAGGAUAUGAAAGACUCAUUUAAAGGACAAGGAAACUGAGGCACAGAGAAAUGAAGUAAGUGACUUGCCUGAGAUCACACAGCAGGUACGCGGCGGA
Molecule: messenger RNA, 2287 nt
Organism: Tachyglossus aculeatus (Australian echidna)
Lineage: Eukaryota; Metazoa; Chordata; Mammalia; Monotremata; Tachyglossidae
Gene: KLHL38
Product: kelch like family member 38
Exons: 4
Coding region: 220-1965 (581 amino acids)
Molecular function (GO): protein binding
Source: RefSeq, a predicted model, not a curated record